CCCAUUCGGGCCAGGAGGUUGUCGAGAACUUUAAUCGAAUCUUCUCCCCUCUCUUCUCCCAGCUCUCCUCCAACCCUCCAAGAGUCAAAAUGCCUCACGCAUUCCCCUUCCUCACUCCUGACCAGAAGAAGGAGCUCAGUGACAUCGCUCUCAAGAUCGUCGCCAAGGGCAAGGGAAUCCUCGCCGCUGACGAGUCUACCGGCAGCGUUGCCAAGCGCUUCCAGAGCAUCAAUGCUGAGAACACUGAGGAAAACAGGAGGCUGUACCGUCAGCUCCUCUUCACCGCCGACGAGCGCGCCGGUCCUUGCAUUGGUGGCGUCAUCUUCUUCCACGAGACCCUGUACCAGAAGACCGAUGCCGGCAAGACCUUCCCCGAGCACGUCAAGUCCAGAGGCUGGGUUGUAGGCAUCAAGGUUGACAAAGGUGUCGUCCCCCUCGCCGGAACCAACGGAGAGACCACCACCCAGGGUCUGGAUGGCCUGUAUGAGCGUUGCGCCCAGUACAAGAAGGACGGUUGUGACUUUGCCAAGUGGCGUUGUGUGCUGAAGAUCACCUCCACCACCCCCUCCCGCCUGGCCAUCAUGGAGAAUUGUAAUGUCUUGGCUCGUUAUGCCAGUAUCUGCCAGAUGCACGGCAUUGUCCCGAUUGUUGAGCCCGAGAUCCUCCCCGACGGUGACCAUGACCUGAAGCGCACCCAGUAUGUGACUGAGAAGGUCCUGGCCGCAAUGUACAAGGCUCUGUCCGACCACCACGUCUACCUGGAGGGUACCCUCCUGAAGCCCAACAUGGUCACUGCCGGACACUCCUGCUCACACAAGUACACCCACCAGGAGAUCGCCAUGGCCACAGUCACCGCCCUGCGCCGCACCGUGCCCCCAGCAGUUCCUGGCAUCACCUUCCUGUCCGGUGGCCAGUCUGAGGAGGAGGCAUCCAUCAACCUGAACGUCAUGAACCAGUGUCCCCUGCACAGGCCAUGGGCAUUAACUUUUUCCUAUGGCCGUGCCCUCCAGGCAUCCGCCCUGAAGGCAUGGGGUGGAAAGCCUGCGAACGGCAAGGCUGCACAGGAGGAAUUCAUCAAGAGAGCUCUGGCCAACAGCCUGGCCUGCCAAGGCAAGUACGUCGCUUCCGGAGACAGCGCCGCCGCUGGAGAAUCACUGUUCGUGGCCAACCACGCUUAUUAAGCAUGGACACUCACCAGUAUCCCUCUCCUAACCCUCCCCCCACCUCCCUGUCCCCUCCACCCACCUCCCUGUCCCCUCCACCCUCCCCCACAUGGGGAGUGCCAUGUCUUAUCCGGCACCUCCUAAGAAGCCGUCUCUACAAGACCCUUUGCAACAUCACUCAUUCGGUACCUCAGUACGGAGAAAGAGAGAGAAACGGAAACCUUUCUUUGGGCUCUUGCUUCAGAGAGAAGAUUACAAAAAAAAUUGUUCUGCCUCCAUACCCUCUCCCUACCAUUUUACAAAUUUUUUAGGUGAAGAGAUUCCCAUCGUCAUGUUUUUACACAACAUGUAAUAUUACUCCUGGGUCUGUGACACCUAACUCAGUAUAAUGUUUGUACUGGAGCCACGGAAUAAACAAUAUGUUGCUUUGC
Molecule: messenger RNA, 1594 nt
Organism: Coregonus clupeaformis (lake whitefish)
Lineage: Eukaryota; Metazoa; Chordata; Actinopteri; Salmoniformes; Salmonidae
Product: fructose-bisphosphate aldolase A
Exons: 7
Coding region: 90-1181 (363 amino acids)
Biological process (GO): glycolytic process; fructose 1,6-bisphosphate metabolic process
Cellular component (GO): cytosol
Molecular function (GO): fructose-bisphosphate aldolase activity
Source: RefSeq, a predicted model, not a curated record